This is a messenger RNA of Aspergillus niger, 171 nucleotides long. RefSeq lists its product as uncharacterized. The coding region runs from base 1 to 171 and encodes 56 amino acids. The record is from RefSeq and is a predicted model, not a curated record. NCBI's taxonomy places the organism in Eukaryota, Fungi, Ascomycota, Eurotiomycetes, Eurotiales, Aspergillaceae. The transcript has 2 exons.
AUGUCUCAUGAAGGUAUGAAGCAGCCUUCGCAUCCGACAUACAGAGAAAUCGAUCCAUUUUUCUGCGAGAGCACUGCAUAUGUUCGUUUGAAGAAGCGAGAAUUAUGCCAGCAAGGGAUUGUCCCAGAUUUCUAUGGGGUGAUUGAGCAAAUAGACCCGAUUCACUGGUAA